AAAUGACCUUUUCCUUUCUUGUUUCAAAGUGUUCUGAUCGAUCUACCAAUUCAUCUAUUGAUCAAUUAUUCUUCAUUUUACAAUAUUUGUUAGUUAUGUAACUCAAAAUUCUCGAAAAUCUAGUAGGAGGUUAUGAUGCAAACAUGUGCUAUUUAAAAUUUAAAGGGUCAUCCCAUAACAAGCAUUUACCUAGUCCACAUGAUUAUCUGUUAUAUUUUAUCAAGAUAUAUACAGUAAGCACUUUAUUCAAGAAAUGCUUGAUCUACUUUCCAAAGUCGAUAAUGUUGAAUAUUGUUAAAUAAUGUUUUAUCCUUGGCAUAGUUGAUGGUGCAUAAGUUACAUCUACUUAGGAAAUUGAUUGCAAGUAUUAUUAAUAUAAUAGAAUAGAAAAAUGAGUGCCAGAUCUAAUGAAGAUAGGUCAUUACAGUCCUCAGAAAAUUUCCAAGAUUAUGAUUCAGACAAAUUAACUUGCAAUGACCAAUACACAGAAGGUGACUAUGCAGAAUCCAGUAAGCUCUCUUUCCAAGAUCUGCUCAAAAUCCACCACAAACAGACUGUUUGGGGAUUCCAGUUUGGCAAGGAGGUUCGAGAAAGUAUCACCCGCGACAAGAACCCCCAAACCACAACAAAGGACAAACACGAGGAGGAGAAAAACGACAGGUUCACGGUGGUGGCGGACACCGAUCAGACGAUUCUGGGCGGCGACUCGGCCUGCACCAGCACCUCGAAGGUCAUCACCGAGAAGGACCACAAGACACCGCACUCGCGGCGGCGCGCUGAGGCCGGCAGGAGCAGCAAGAGGAAGAACAGCGCCAAGCAGGAUUUCGUGUCGCCUCAGAAGACGAGGAGGGCGCCGCUGCCCUUGAUGCACUGGGCGGAUUCCAAAGAGGUGUGGUUGUUCAUGGUGUACAAAGAAGAAGCGUCCCUCAACCUGCGCAACCCGAGCCUCUUCGAGGACUUCACCGCCUUCAUGCCGCGCAUGCGCGCCAUCUUGCUCGACUGGGUGAUGGAGGUGUGCGAGGUCUACCAUCUCAGGAGGGUCACUUACUACCUCAGCGUCGACUACUUCGACCGCUUCCUCUCCAUCAGGCCGGACGUGCCGAAAAACCAGCUGCAACUGGUCGGGGUCACGUGUCUGUUUUUGGCAUCGAAGCUGGAGGAGAUUUAUCCGCCGAGAUUGACGGAGUUUUCGUACGUUUGCGAUGGGGCUUGCAGUCCUGAGGAGAUUUUGGCUUGCGAGCUUUUGAUCUUGAACAGUUUAGGGUGGGACUUGAAUAUCAUGACGGCCAGCGAUUGGCUGAACCUCUACAUGCAGAUACAUUUCCAAGCGGGCACCGUCGCGAGGCAGAAGCUUCACGUCGACAUGAACAGGGACUUCUUCUUCCCGCAAUACUCCGGGUACCAGUUCACGAGGGCGUCCCAGCUCAUAGACAUGUUCAGCUUGGACCCCGGUUUCCUCAAGUUCAGUUAUAGUGCGAUUGCUGCCGCCGCUAUGUACUUCAUGUACGGCAAGAAGGCGGCGCUGGCGGCUUCGGGGCUGACGUGGGCGCAGCUGCAGCCCUGCGCCGAGUACAUGGCCGUGUUCUAUCACGUGCUCAGAGACAGCGCCGAUCCGCGGCUGCAGUCCUGCAAGGGGGACACCGCUGUGGAGGAGCAAAACACCACCUCGUUGGACAGUAUCAGGCAUAAGGUCAAGAACUUAGUGAAAGACGAAAACCACUCCCUCCAAUCGCACGUCGUCAACAUGGAGUACUUCGAGAGAUCGGCCAUCAUCAGGCUCGAACAGAUGGGCCUGAAAGUGGAACGAACCUACGUCAAGAAGAAGAAAAACGAUGACAAAACCGACGACAAAGAGGAGACGAAAGAAAGCGAAGAGCAGCACAUGAUUUGCAUGUACGAGCUGGAAAAACUCACUGGCGACGCUGUCGCUCUGAGCGACGAAGAUGUCAAUAUCGUGCCCCCUGCCACUUCGGAUGCUGAUUUGAUUAUGCCUGAUGAGGGCAAAGCCAUCCUUAGUUUCGACGAAAUUUUAGAAGGUAUUGUUAAGUGUAAUCGGAAGAAUAUACCGGUUCAGUUGCAGACGAGUAAAGAUUUCCUCGAAGAAACGAUCAACAGGUUGGACUAGAUUAAUUUAUUAAGGAUCAACUUGAGUGUACAAAUGGACAGAUAUAUUUUUUUAUUGCUUUAACAUACUGGACGUUCCUGAUCGAGUUACGAAAAUUUGAAAAUCAGGACGUUUUACUGGGAGGUAAGUGGUACACAUUUUCCAACCAGUAAGACAUUGAAGUGCCUUGUUAUUUGAAAAUGAAAAUCAAUUUUAUAUUGUGAAAAUUCCAUACAUACGAAGUGAGACAUUAUGCCGGGUCUUCUAGGAGAUGAGCAAUCUCCUUGAAAAUUAAAGAGGACACAGUUCUAUCGAAAAUCUUCGUUUGAUGAAAUCAUCUGUGAACAAUAAAUAUCUACAGAAACCAUUUUCUCUUUCUCACUUUCUUUGAUGGUGGAUAUAACAGUAAUGCUAAUGUCGGAAGUCAUAAAGGCCGGAAGAAAAAUAUCUUCUCAGGAUACUAUCAUUCUGAACAAUUGAACCUAGCUGUAAACAGCAUUUUUUAAUAUACUAUUAUUGAAUUCAUUUCUUAAGUGCAUGAGAAAUGUUGUGGAAAUACUAUGUAUACUCAAUCAAUUUUAAACUUGAGCACAAUUAUUCGUUUUAGGAUAAUUUUUGCCGAAAAAAUAGAACAUAGUGUCUUGCAUCAAUUGUCAGCACUAAACACGAUCCCAAAUUUCUUUUUCAAAAUGUACCUACUGCUUAAGAUUGCGUAAGUAUCGAUGGUUUCUAAAAAAAAAAUUGGGUCGUUCAUUCUACCCCGAAAAGCGAGGGUGGCCUCACUUGAAGCGGGACACAUUCUAUUCAAUAUAUUUAGCUAUAAUGACAUCAUGAUGUGGUAUUUGGAUAUUGAAAAUGUUAGGUUAAUGAAUUUUGAUCUUGAACAAUUUUAAAUCAAUUUUUAUUUAUUUCCUAAGCGUAAUUCACUAGUUUCGUUUUGAUUCUUUGUACAAACUUUAUGGACAUUAAUAUUUAUUGUUUUCAAACAUAAAAUAAAUGUGAAAAUAGGGCAAUGUCAGUAUAUAUUAUAUUUAUAGCAACUCAAGUUGAUCUCUGGAGUGUAUAGGUAAUUAUCGUUGUAUAUUUGUGAUUCAAAUUUUAUUUAAGUUUUUUAAUAUAUUAUAUAUUAGUUAUUUUAAUUUAUAUAACAUGCUCACUUUCCAUCUCAUUAGGUACUUCAUUUUAUUCAUUGUAUUGACAUAUUCUCACUUUCAUUUUGCAUAAAGCACUGCCCGUUUUUAGUACCUGCCUAUCAGUCUAGCCAGUUCGAAUCACAUAACUUAUUUUCUCAAAACAAUUUCUUGUGUUUAUUUUUUGGGUUUUGGUUCUUAUUUCAAUUGCUUUAGAAAACAUAUCCAUGAUAGUGCCUUGAAUGGUAAUGGACAUUUGUGAUUUUCUGAAUCUUGUCGAGUUGUGGAAAUUUUGAAGUUUUUCAGAUUGAAUUUCUUUUAAACAAAUGAAACUAUUUUCACCUCAACGGCGUUAUUAUUGUACCGGAAGAUUAGUCAGCUAAAAGACUGAACCUUCAUUACAAAUACCAUAUCAUUCAAUAUAGCAUCAAAUUAGAAUUGAUUAUAAUAUGUGAUUUUGCAAUAUAUUUAUUGCAUUGAAAGACUUCUUCCUCUAGCUUUAGGUAUUUCUCGUAGACCUGUUAUUGUAAAUAAUUUAAUCAUUUA
Molecule: messenger RNA, 3780 nt
Organism: Phaedon cochleariae (mustard beetle)
Lineage: Eukaryota; Metazoa; Arthropoda; Insecta; Coleoptera; Chrysomelidae
Source: the annotation of a GenBank genome assembly